CCUCAGUCACAGAGCAGCUGCAGCGGCCGAGAGGAGCGGAGACAACCGGGGAGAGGAGAGUAGAACCGGGGGAGAGAACCGGAGAGAGGAGAGUAGAACCGGGGGAGAGCACCGGAGGAUCUGUCGGUGGGAUCACGGGGCGAAGGACCGAGGCACCGCAGAGGACACGGGGAGCAGCUGCAGCUGAGGCCGGUGAAGGGCUGUGAUCGUCGGGCUCGUUUCAGCGCUGACACCGUUCAACUGUGGAGCUCCGUCUCGACGGUGAACACGCGUGAGGAGAAUAACAAUGAUCCUGACUGCGUCCUGCUGAGGGACGCAGCGGGGACAUCCACACCGGGGACACACCGGGGACAUCCACAUCCACACCGGGGACAUCCACAUUCACCUCAGGGCCAGAGACACAGAGGACAUCGCCCCGUGGCCAGGGACGCACCCGGCUGGGCACAUCCUGGGGCCCGGCCCCCCCUGAGGAGUUCUACACCCUGAACACAGGAUUGAAUGAGCGACUGUCUCUUUCCCACACUCCUCCAGUGAGACGCUGACCAUGGGGAACAGCUUCUCCAACAUCUCGGCCUUCCAGUCCCUGCACAUCGUGAUGCUGGGGCUGGACUCGGCCGGGAAGACCACCGUCCUGUACCGACUCAAGUUCAACGAGUUCGUCAACACGGUCCCGACGAUCGGCUUCAACACCGAGAAGAUCAAGCUGAGCAACGGCACGGCCAAGGGCAUCAGCUGCCACUUCUGGGACGUGGGGGGCCAGGAGAAGCUGAGGCCCCUGUGGAAGUCGUACAGCCGCUGCACCGACGGCAUCAUCUACGUGGUGGACUCCGUGGACGUGGACCGGCUGGAGGAGGCCAAGACGGAGCUGCACAAGGUCACCAAGUUCGCAGAGAACCAGGGGACGCCGCUGCUGGUCAUCGCCAACAAGCAGGACCUGCCCAAGUCCCUGCCGGUGGCGGACAUCGAGAAGCAGCUGGCCCUGCACGAGCUGGCCCCCGCCACCACCUACCACAUCCAGCCGGCGUGCGCCAUCAUCGGCGAGGGGCUGCACGAGGGCAUGGACAAGCUGUACGAGAUGAUCCUGAAGAGGAGGAAGUCCCUGAAGCAGAAGAAGAAGCGGUAGCGUUUGGAUUAAAGCUGUGAAUCUGCUCUAACACAUGAGAACCUGAAGGACUCAAGCGUGGAGGUGAUGAGGAACAGCCGGCCUGAUCUCAUCCACCGGACGUGAACCGUGGACACACACCACUGGGUUCUUCUGGGGUCGGGGGGGUCCUGCAGACGUGUCUUCUGCUGGACGUUGAGGGAGACGUGUCUCCUGCUGGACGUUGAGGGAGACGUGUCUCCUCCUGGACGUUGGGAGACGUGUCUCCUGCUGGACGUUGAGGGAGACGUGUCUCCUCCUGGACGUUGGGAGACGUGUCUCCUCCUGGACGUUGAGGGAGACGUGUCUCCUGCUGAACGUUGGGAGACGUGUCUCCUGCUGGACGUUCAGAGAGACGUGUCUCCUGCUGGACGUUGGGAGACGUGUCUCCUCGUGGACGUUGAGGGAGACGUGUCUCCUCCUGGACGUUGAGGGAGACAUGUCUCCUCCUGGAUGUUGGGAGACGUGUCUCCUCGUGGACGUUGAGGGAGACGUGUCUCCUCCUGGACGUUGGGAGACGUGUCUCCUGCUGGACGUUGGGAGACGUGUCUCCUCGUGGACGUUGAGGGAGACGUGUCUCCUCCUGGACGUUGAGGGAGACGUGUCUCCUCCUGGACGUUGAGGGAGACGUGUCUCCUCCUGGACGUUGGGAGACGUGUCUCCUCGUGGACGUUGAGGGAGACGUGUCGCCUCGUGGACGUUGAUGGAGACGUGUCUCCUCCUGGACGUUGAGGGAGACGUGUCUCCUCCUGGACGUUGGGAGACGUGUCUCCUCCUGGACGUUGAGGGAGACGUGUCUCCUCCUGGACGUUGGGAGACGUGUCUCCUCGUGGACGUUGAGGGAGACGUGUCUCCUCGUGGACGUUGGGAGACGUGUCUCCUCCUGGACGUUGAGGGAGACGUGUCUCCUCGUGGACGUUGGGAGACGUGUCUCCUCGUGGACGUUGAGGGAGACGUGUCUCCUCGUGGACGUUGAGGGAGACGUGUCUCCUCGUGGACGUUGGGAGACGUGUCUCCUCGUGGACGUUGAGGGAGACGUGUCUCCUCCUGGACGUUGGGAGACGUGUCUCCUCCUGGACGUUGAGGGAGACGUGUCUCCUCCUGGACGUUGGGAGACGUGUCUCCUCCUGGACGUUGGGAGACGUGUCUCCUCGUGGACGUUGAGGGAGACGUGUCUCCUCGUGGACGUUGGGAGACGUGUCUCCUCGUGGACGUUGGGAGACGUGUCUCCUCCUGGACGUUGGGAGACGUGUCUCCUCGUGGACGUUGAGGGAGACGUGUCUCCUCGUGGACGUUGGGAGACGUGUCUCCUCGUGGACGUUGGGAGACGUGUCUCCUCGUGCUGGACACACUGACACACUUUGCACUUUUCAUUUCCUGACGAACACAGAUCCAGGUUCAUGUACACGGAAACAGAAGUGAAGUAUUUUUUGAAUAUUAAAACAGUUAAAAUCC
Platichthys flesus (European flounder) is the source of this 2596-nucleotide messenger RNA. RefSeq names its product ADP-ribosylation factor-like protein 4C. The transcript has a single exon. Gene Ontology annotation, molecular function: GTPase activity; GTP binding. The record is from RefSeq and is a predicted model, not a curated record. Gene Ontology annotation, biological process: endocytic recycling; intracellular protein transport. NCBI's taxonomy places the organism in Eukaryota, Metazoa, Chordata, Actinopteri, Pleuronectiformes, Pleuronectidae. Gene Ontology annotation, cellular component: cytoplasm. The coding region runs from base 545 to 1123 and encodes 192 amino acids.